GGUUUCCCGCUGGCACCGCUGCUGUGGCUCUCAGGAGCCAUCUUGGACGCCGUUCAGUAUUUCGCAAGUCAGUCCCUCCUGCCCCCUCCAACUUCCCCUGCUGAGGGAAGAAACACGGACCCACAAAAGGGUGCUUCGCUUCUGCUCCAAGCGUCCAAACUCAGGCUCGCACCGAGAGCUCGUCCAUGCUGCUCCUCUUGCUGCCCGGUCAGAAUGAAAUGCUGGAUGUUUGCGGCAGCAGGGACCUUCUUUCCGAGCGGCGCGCUUCUGAGCGAUACAUUGUUGUUGUGAAGAGCUCGUGUUGUUAUUGUAGCGCUGAAGAAUUGCGCGCAGGCCUUCGCGUUCAUGUGUUUCAUUUCAUUCUUAAAUGCUUUCACGGCAUAAAGGACGACAUUUAUCGCCAGGAUCCUCGAAGGAAGGAACAUGUUUGUUACCUGGCUGACUUUUGCACUCGUCUUGUGCACAGGAGGCAGUCAGGCAGAGGUGGAGACUAGAGAGUGCGUCUAUUACAAUGAUAACUGGCGGACGGAGAAAACCAAUCAGAGCGGUUUUGAGAGGUGUGAGGGGGAGAAAGAAAAGAGGCUGCACUGUUACGCCUCCUGGUUAAACUCGACUGGAACCAUCCGCCUGGUCAGAAAAGGCUGCUGGCUCGACGACUUCAACUGUUAUGACCGGCAGGAGUGUGUGGCAACAGAGGAGAGUCCACAGGUGUUCUUCUGCUGCUGUGAAGGAAACUAUUGCAAUGAGAAGUUCACACACCUCCCAGAAGCUCCUGCUGUAAAGAUCAAGCCUCCUCAGCCCGGGCCGUCUCUGUGGGGUGUGCUGGUUUAUUCUCUUCUUCCUUUGGCCAUUCUCUGUCUGGCGCUGGUGCUGGCCUGCUGGACGUACCACCAACGAAAACCACCCUACAGACACGUCGACAUCGGCCAGGAUGCUGGUCUUCCUCCACCGUCUCCUCUGGUUGGCCUGAAGCCGCUGCAGUUGCUGGAGUUGAAGGCCCGAGGGCGCUUUGGCUGCGUCUGGAAAGCCCAGUUACUGAGUGAAUAUGUGGCAGUGAAAAUAUUUCCAAUCCAGGACAAGCAGUCAUGGCAAAACGAGAGAGACAUUUUCCUCACCGAGGGUUUUAAACACGAGAAUAUUCUGCGCUUCAUCUCAGCAGAAAAACGUGGAACAAACCUUCAGAUGGAGUUGUGGCUGGUCACAGAAUUCCACGAGAGGGGUUCGCUAACAGAUUACCUGAAGGGGAACCCGGUGAGCUGGCCUCAGUUGUGCCAUAUUUCAGCAAGUAUGUCCCGUGGCCUGGCAUACCUUCAUGAAGACCUUCCUUAUCGAGCAGAGGGACCUAAACCUGCCAUCGCACACAGAGAUUUCAAGAGUAAGAAUGUCCUGCUCAAGACAGAUUUGACCGCAGUGAUUGCAGACUUUGGGUUGGCUGUCUGCUUUGAGCCUGGGAAACCGCCUGGAGAUACACACGGCCAGGUGGGAACGUGGCGUUACAUGGCUCCGGAGGUGCUGGAGGGAGCCAUUAAUUUCCAAAGGGAUGCCUUCCUAAGGAUCGACAUGUACGCUCUAGGACUGGUCCUGUGGGAGCUGGUGUCUCGCUGCACCGCCUCUGAUGGUCCUGUAGGUGAGUAUCAGCUGCCCUUUGAGGAGGAGGUGGGCCAACACCCCUCACUGGAAGACCUUCAAGAUGUGGUGGUCCACAAGAAGAUGCGGCCGGUUUUUAAAGACUGUUGGAUCAAACAUCCGGGUUUGGGUCAGUUGUGUGAGACCAUCGAGGAGUGCUGGGACCACGACGCAGAGGCGCGUCUGUCAGCGGGCUGCGUGGAGGAACGUAUCUCCACCCUCUCAAAGACAACCAACACCAUCAACACGUCUACCUCGGAGUGCCUGGUCUCCAUGAUGACGUCCGACAGCGACACGGACCUUCCUCCCAAAGAGUCCAGCACCUGAACGCCCGCCUCCGAACAUCAGGGACUGUGAACCACUGUGUUCAUCACUCCAGUAAAUGUGAACUUUGCUGCUAAUUUGAUCUCUGGAUCGUCAUGUAUCUCAUUUCUUCUUGCAUCAUUGGAUCGCUUUCACCAGCACAUUCAUCUACUGUACUCCUCCAAGAGGAAGGCACACACAAAAAACCUCAAACUCAAGAAGACCGAAAUCUCGGAGAGCAUUCAGGGGAUUUUUUCAGACUGCUGGGAUAUGAGCACACGUUACCUCAUCGGUUUAAAAGUUGUUUUUUGCCUUCACUCCAUGAAUACCUCCAUCCAAAAUUCUCUACCCUUGGGUUUUUUCAAGAUUACGCGACGAUCUGAUGACUGUUACACAACCUUCCAAGAGCACACAAGGUCCUUUUUGUACUCUGUGAAUUUUAAUGUAGUUUUAAUGUACCCUUUGAAAUGUCUCGUGGGAUGUUAUUUUUCGUAUUUCCGACAGUUGUCUGGGACACUGGAAGCUGAGGGCAGCGGGACUGUUAUGAUACGAGUUGCCUUUCGGAGCGUCGGAUUGGUUUCAAUGUAGCAUCUUGCUUAUGUUAAAGUACCUGAAGUCAGACGUGC
Molecule: messenger RNA, 2555 nt
Organism: Carassius carassius (crucian carp)
Lineage: Eukaryota; Metazoa; Chordata; Actinopteri; Cypriniformes; Cyprinidae
Product: activin receptor type-2B-like
Exons: 11
Coding region: 424-1953 (509 amino acids)
Biological process (GO): cellular response to growth factor stimulus; protein phosphorylation; activin receptor signaling pathway
Cellular component (GO): plasma membrane; activin receptor complex
Molecular function (GO): activin binding; ATP binding; activin receptor activity
Source: RefSeq, a predicted model, not a curated record